AUGUUGAACCACAUCCUCCUCGUAGUUUGUCUGUUCAUAACGCUCGGAAUCAUCAUCUAUCUUUUCUACUGGAACCAAGUUCUUGGCUUUUUGCUGAGUGUCUUGCUUCGACUUUGGACUUGGAAUCAAGGUGGCACAGCCGUGUGGGUUAGCUUCGGUUCGGUGCACUUCUCUAUCCUUGCAGGAAGGAUCUCUUUCAAAGACCUGCGCUACCAUUCUUGUAACCAGACGAUCAAGAUCGUGCGAUGUAGGAUCGAGUGGCGCUAUUGGAUUCGAAGACCCAUGGCGUAUUUAAAUGAUGCACUAGAAAAACACCCGUUCAGGCCUUUCCCAUGCCGUAUUCAAUUCAAAAUCGAGGGUCUCGAGUGGUUCAUGUACAACCGCAUACCCGCCUACGACUAUAUCGUCUCUGAACUCGGCGCCCGUAACCGUCCUAACACGCCUGCCAUGAGUCCUAGUGGUCAGGCAACCCCUCUGCAGGAUAUAUUUGCAAAGCCUAUAUCACGUACUAUGUUAUAUCCUCCUUCUUCGACGCUUCCGACCUCCGUCCGUCGCGUACCACGUUUCCUUGACAGGCUCGCGGACUGGUUCUAUGGCCAACUUCCGAGGCUCGACCCGAAAGAUCUCCUGCCCAUUCAAAUCCAAGUCUCCAAGGCUGCAGUCACCUGUGGAAACGCAUCCACGACAAAUAUCCUUGUUGUCGAAUUCGGGAAAGCGGAAGGAGUCGCAGGGAUCGUACCGUCUAGAUCCAUAUGCGACAAGUACAAACAGAAUGUCAACUUGAGUUUUCAUGAAGUUCGGAUUCAUAUGCUGGAGAAUGAUGCAUAUCAAGCUCCCAUGAGCGUCGUGGGCCGCGAGUUGUAUCACAAAGUCAAACAUACAAGGUCUAGGUUUCCUUGGGCAUCGAGCCUGUCUUAUGGAUCGUUUGCCAAGCUCUGGCGCCGCUUGAACCUACACACGUCGACGUCAAUCCGCAGGUCCGCCCGUCUGGGCCCGGUGCAGACGGCUCCAACGAACGGGACUUUCCGACAACGUCUGGGAGGGCGACGAUCAAACGUGGUGGACGACGAGCAUCCCCCUGGGAUCGAUUUCUCCGAGGUCGAAUACGCGAUCGAACGUCACAUUUUGGAAGCACCGAUCGUAGAGAUCUCGUAUUACGUUGACGCGGUUGGUCGUGUUCCCGCAGUGAGGGACGACCCAACCCCUGCAGGCGAGGAGAACUAUGACAUCGGAAACGGUGCACUACCACCCGAGUGGGGUCUUGAUGUUGUUAUACGAGGAGGGACAUUGCGCUAUGGUCCCUGGGCGGAUAGGCGCAGAAUUGAGCUUCAGAAGGUUUUCUUCCCGCCUACGUACCUCGACGCUCAAGUCACACCCCAGUUAAAACCAGGAGACCAACGCAUCUGGACAACUCUCAAACUGUUCGUGGAACUCCGCGAUGGGACCGUCCUUCAUGUCCCUUUUAGAGAACCUUCGAAGGAUUGGCAAUGGGAUGGUUUAUCAGACAUCCCUAGGCCCAAGCGGAGAUCCCCCGCUAAUCUCAACCUUCGAGUAGGGGAUGGAUCAACAAUCAGCUACAUAAUGCCCCUCGUCGCUGGACCUAACGGAUACGAGCCACAGCUUGAAAUUCAUCUUGAUGAUGUAUCAGUCACGUCGAGUUUGAACGACAUCAGACUCCUCUCUUCUGAAUCCUGCAGGGUACGAUGCGACCUUCCUUCCCCGCUUCGGUGGCAAGCGGAAAGACAGUGGACCUUCGAAAUACUUCUGCGCCAACCAAGACUGUACCUUCUCAGGGACCACAUUAACAUGUUCACGGAUCUUUCCAAGGACUGGGCUCACGGACCUCCUAGUGACCUUAACCGCUUCAUUCCAAUGAAUUAUGCCAUCAAAAUGGACCUGCGCAACUAUGAGAUUAAUGCGUAUGUCAAUGAUCUGAACAUCAUCGACAAACCACUCCUCCGGGAUGAGAAUGCUCUUCUGACCUUGCGUGGGGGUUCCUUUCGGAACGAAACGCAACUGGCGAUGAAUCGAUUUCGUCCGGAAAGCACCCUUGUUCCGUUAUGGAUAGAAUCGCCGGGAGUUGCCGUUCAUCUCACUUUACCGAAAUGGAACACUCAUAGUAUGGAUGGCGAUGCGCACGCAGGGGAGAUCGGCACCAUUGGUUUUCUGCGUCUAGAUGGAUCAUACCGAUAUUUCGCGGAAGUUCGGGACAACAAUAUCGAACAGUUGAAGCUCAGCUUCACUACGAAGAAUAUGGUUUACAAGGCACAUGGAUGGUCUAUUCGUUACCUCAUGAUACUACGAGACAAUUACUUUGGUUCUUUCACCCAUUUCUCAACUCUAUAUGAAAGCAUAGGAAAAUGGCAUCAAGGCGUACCUGUCGGCGAUCCAAUAGAACUUCAGUAUCGACCAAACAAGUCUAAUAUCCUACAAGUCGAGGUACAGCUCGAAGCGCAGAACAACGCAGUCAUCAUGCCUACAUCGUUGCAAGGUUGUGGUCGGUUUGCCGACGGAGUCGACACUACAUCGCCCCCUUCAAACAGUAUUGUCGUUCUCGAGGUUCCGACGUUCCAGGUCCAGCUUCGUACACACGAGUAUUUGAUGGAAAUGUCGCUCAAUAUUCAUCAAGUGAAAGGCGGCAUUGUCAAUCAUUAUCGCUCUCUCGUCGAUCUUGGCUCUCUCAUCGCAGGUAGCGAUGAAGUUUUCGUCGUGGAUGGCAUGGAAAUUGUUGCACAUAAGCUCUUCGGUCCUCAACCCCGAACGGCGACUUAUGUUUGCAUAUGGGAAAUCGAGUUCGGCUCCAUCCUCGCCUCGGUUUCUGCCGAUCAAAGUGCCAUACUCUCAGCGGCGAUGAACGUCUUUCACGCGGGGUUCUCAGACCCUUUCAAUGCCCCUGCAGCCGAGUAUGCUAUUCCUGCGGAUCCAGACGUGACAUUUCUACGUGUGGCGGUUCAAUCAGCUGAUGUGACCUGGAUGGCUGGCGAUGCCGCUCUUCGGUUUGAUUUGCCAUGUGGUUUGUCUUUUCAGAGCAACGAUCUAUCCACCGAAUCAUAUCAGAAGGUCACUUCGGCAAAACUGCCACCCAUGUCGGUCCAAGCUUUCUCGUCAGCGACACGUUCUCGCAACCUGUGGUUGGAGGCUGCAGUAUUAACCAUCGAUGUGGACUUCGACUUAUAUACAUCACCGCCUGGCUGGCGCGACAAAGCCAAAGCUCAGGCAGGCUUUCUCCUGGCUCAGGAUGACCUCACCGGUCGUCUGACGGAUGUGUUUUCGCAUCUGAGCUCGCAAGAGUCGUGUCCUCCCCACGCGUGCCCAGCCUUAUCAAAACUCAAGCGUGGAUUGCACAUCACUUACCCUCGCGUGCCCAUUGUUUCUCAGAACCCUGUCCUGGUACAGCCAAGGACCACCCGGCCCGUGUUCGCCCGGCCAGCGUCAUUGGCCAGUGCGUCUUCAGUCUCGGACAUUGGGGAGGAAAGCGGUAAAAAAGACAUGGACACAAUUUUAGCGCGAACACGACCGACGAUAGUAUCUGAUGUAGUAGCAGAUGACGAUGACACGUACAGCGGCGAUGAAUCGGAUGAUGACGGCUUGACAGAUGCGAGUGGCUCCGCUCAGCAUUGGUCAGAUUGUUUCAACGGUUCUUCUGAGGGUCAUGAACUUGAAUCCGACGCGAAGUAUAUCUAUUUGACGGCACAUUAUACGACAGCGGCGAAUCGUCCGCCUUCGCUAUGGGCUGGCCGUGGGUUCUCCUUGACAAAGGUCAACCCCUACUUCGCCUCAUUCACUGCACGGUCAACCGACGAACGCGUCCCUGGUCCAACCGAUCCUUCUAACACGAAGUCGCUUGAUAAGACGUUUCUUCGCUUAACUAGCUCCCAUGUUGCCGCAUUUUACACACCGAGGGUACUCUCCGUAGUUGAGGGCUUAUGCCAGGACUUUAGGGACCAGACAACUCGCCCGGACAUCAUUUUCGACGGUCUGAUUAUGUCCCAUGUGGACUCCCUGAACGAUGCACCGUCGUCGCCAACGUUCGCGUUUCAAAUCGGCAUCUCCACCGUCAAUGCGACGUUGUUGCAGCAUCUGUCCGCUGCCGAUUUUGGACCCAGCUCUGGGAGGGGGACACAAGAGCAGCCAUAUCCUACGCAGUUCCCUGAAGAGGACGUUACGACACUCCAUGUCUCUUUGGGGAACGUGACAGCCAGUGGAACUAUCGUGCGCCACGAUAAGCAGCAACCUUCUGUAUCGAUGGGUGUAUGCGUUCGUUCACUUUCCCUUGAACUCCAAGAUGUCCAUUGCCCUCCGGCAGCCCCCCGCGGAAGUAGGGAGCAUGGAACCCCGUCUCUCGUCAGCGUCAACGCGACUGAGAUCUCCGCAAGUUACCAGGACUCUCAUAUCCGGGGCUUCUUCGGGAGCAUCCAGGCGAGAUCGAGGCACGAUACGCCUAGAUAUCUGCUAGCUUCAGCGACAGCACUUGCUGAGCAUAGCAGGCUAUUGACCCGCGCGUAUAGUCAGUUGCGCGCUCACAUCUUCGCGAUCCGCUGGCGUACCAUUCGGACAGUUCUUGCGCACGCGACCGAACGACCAUUCGUGGAUCCCUUUUCUACGACACAACCCUCCUAUCUAGUCCAGUCCGGUCUACCACAGCGCCUUCGCACGGACACCAUUCUCAAGGUCUUGAUCCACCUCAGAAACUUGCUGCCCAUUCUAGACGUUUCACAGCCGCAGGGAUCUGCGUCCACACCGCCAGCUGAACAACAUGAUAUAUCUUCCCUGCUGGACGUUCAGCUGCAGAACUUUGCCCCCGAUCCGGAGGCAGUCGUCACAGCGCGCCUGCCGCUGCUCUCUGCACUGUCGCUCGGCGGGGACGCAAAUGGGAAGGCGUAUCCUUUCGGACGUCCGGAUCACCGAAGCUCCCCAUUGAGAUCAGCAGACGUUUCAGUAACGACGAUGUACAUUUCCCUUGCAGGCCAUCCAGGGGAGCCAGAUUGCGGCUUGAAGGUCGGACCAAUCGUAAUUUCUGCAACUAAGCGAAGCUCGCGGUACACUCCCGUAUCUACGAAACCCGAGGCUUCAUCUGGACCGUCAAGCGCCACUGGUGAAGACAGGAUGGACUUCGUCGCCCUUUGUGUAUCGUUGGGAGAUAGCACUGUCACGAUUGUGCCCCAUGUUCUUGACUUCAUCCCUCAUGUCAUUCGAGCACUUCGCCGACCACGAACGGCACCGACGCCUUCGCCGUCGUCUCUCAAGGCGGAUAGCACUCACCCAUAUACCAUCGAGGCUACACUUUCCGUUCCAUCUUUCAGACUGCAGGCAGCCGCAGCGAACCUGAUUUGUGAAGUUGGGAUGGGCAAUCUGCUGCUCGCUGGUACAACCUCGUCCCAUCUUCCCAACCGAAUCCAGGAUCUGCAAAGAAGUACUUCAUUGUCGAUCAUUCUGGGGCACAUCUUCCUUCGCGGCCGCUCAACGGACGGUCAUACGAAGCAAGAGCGCGACAUCCUUGCAUCCCUCGAGUUCCAUGACGGCAAGGGAAACGUUGCUAUUCAAGAUACCCAGAGAUCGUCCGAAGUUCGGCGGAUUAUGGUCGGGUUCCAUGGUGUGGAACUCAGAGUACCUCGGAGUGCGAUCCGUCUAUAUCGUUUCGUCGAGGAAUGGCGAUCCACAUACCUCCCUCCGCUACAGCAAAUGAUGGACAACAUGAUCGUAGAAAUCCACAAACCGUCCCUGCUUUCCGUCGGUGUUGACGCCAAGAAACCAAAACGUGUUUCGCUGCAGCUCCAGCUAUCGGUUACGUCAAUCCGCACGACCCUCCAGGUGAUGCUUGGAACUUGGCUUUCCUGGGAAAUUCUCUCCACGACGGCAUAUUUACACACAUCACCAAACCCACGACGAGCCUCUCUACGAUUCUUUGGAUUGCAAGUUGGGUCACAGGUGCUCAGCGUCGCGUCGCGUGAAAAUCUUCCGGACGAUCAUGAUCCCACCACCCGAGUCAAGUUGGCGUUUCCUCAACUUUCGGUCUCCGGACGCUUUGAUGAUGCAGGACUAUAUGCACUGAUGGCCGUGGAAUUCUUCCAUGUCACUAUCAAACCAUCGCAUUGGGAUACAGUGCUGGCUGUUCAACAGAAAUUCGGUAAUGACUUCCAGGAUUUGGUCACACUCAUCGCCCAAACUCGUCGGAAGACUGCACCCUCCUCUCAUUCCCCUGUUGGUACCCAAACAUCAAGGGAACAAAAGUGGAGAUAUGCGGGUUUCUUGAAGAUGCGAGGUUUCCGCGUUGGAAUGGAAGGAUUGACCUCGACUAUAUUCCUGGAAUGCCAAGACAUCAACGGCGGCGCCAACAACGAAGAGGGACGGGUGCUGCAGCUUCACCUGUCAAAUUUGGCGUUGUCCUUAUCUUCCGGCGCUCGGAUGAGGACACUCGACCCUGGUCUUAGGCGAACCCAUGGAUCCGCUUUCGUCAACAUGGAUGUCCAAGUAAACUUGCUGAGCGGACGUUCUCCUGCAGGUGGUCACAUACUUCAGAUUGCGAUACCAAAGAUCCAUGCGGUUAUGCAACCUAGUUCCAUAGGUGAAUUCGCUGAUUAUGUGGAUCAGUUACAGACGGAGAUCUCUGAGCGCCAGGAACAUCGAGCUCACCAAUUAGCAGAAUUCAAAGAGAAGACACAACACGUCAUGCGCACUUUUGAUAUAAAAAAGGAACCUCAACAAGACCAGGCUUCAUGGAUUGACCAAUAUUCCGUCGAUUUCUCUGUUCGAAACAUCGGAGUUGCUUUUCCCCUGUCGCUGGACCUGUACCUUGAAUUACCGCAAAAUCAAGAUCAGACAGUGUCAAGCGUGCCUGCGUUCUUAUUCACGGUCUCGUCGCUUGUGUUCGCUUCGGAGCAUGGCGAGAGUGGACAGGCGACUAUGAAAGGGUUUUGCUUCCAGUUUGUUCCUCGGUUCAGUCAGAGUGCUGCAGGCGAUUUCGUAUCCGCAUCGCAUAAGACGUUCAACAGGCUGCUUUACCCCGAGGUCACGGCGCAAGCGCGAUUUGAGCAGGUUGAUUCGUCAAGAAGGAUGCGUUUAAGUGCGCAGGUCAGCGGGUUCAUCGUCGACAUGGAUUCGUCAUUGCCAGACUAUGUGUUUUCGCUGGUCGAUGUCUACCAACAGGGGAAAUCUCGCGUUUCUCAGCUAACGGCCCAUCUCCCUCGCAUGAGCUCACCAGCCACAUCCCCCGCCCACUCGCAGGACGGGAGCGACCGUCAUCCACGCGCUAUCCCAAUGUCGAACGCUGUAGCUUCUCUCAAGUUCCGCAGUGGCGAAGUGAGGCUGUAUAGUGCCUCAGCUGCGGGUGCAGCCAGGACGCUGUCAAAGAUCACGGUCCUGUCCAAUGAAAGCCACCGUCUUUCGAGCUCUGGUCCCGAGGUCUUCAGGCUCCCCGAAGUUACCGUUUGGGGAGAGUACCGCGCAUCGACUGUGGUAGCCGCUUCGGGUGGAAGUGGAGCUAGCGUGUCCACAUUAACGUUCAAGAGCACAGUGCACUCCAGCCAGAAUGUCAUCCGUCCAACCCUUUUGCCCUUCCUUUCUGAAUUCAAUGAUCGAUUGGAGGUUCGGAUCCGGAAGGAGCAUUGGCGGGAACCAUCCUUAGAUCCGCCAUCGGAGCGCCCUAGAACGGAGACAACGACCGAUGAUGCUUCUGCCCACAGAACCACGCCUAUGACUAUGGAAAUCAGAUUUGGCCUCCGGAUAGAUCGAUCAAAAUUAGAGCUGACAUGCCAGCCGGAUGUCAAUGUCAUUGCGGGUUUGAAUUGGGAAAGUGGAGGUUUUGUGCUCAGUGUAUCGCCAGGAGCCCAUCGGAUUGCUUUCACUGGGGACGUUGGCGGACUGACAGUGGGGCUGAAGCAUGGGUUUUUGAGCGAAGAUUGCAUACAGCUGCAUGCUCGCGACCUGGCGUUCUCAGCCACUUUCGCGCGCUUGAGCGAGAGAGGCAACUCUCUCUCCCUAGUCAUAAAUACAGAGUUCUCCGGUUCUGCUCGACUAUCUCGGCUGCAGGAUAUGCUCUGUUUCAAGGCUGUCUGGCUGGAUCGCAUCCCUACCUUCGGUACCCAGAGCCAGGCCGCUCCCGCAACGCCUUUCAAACCUGCAAUUGAUUUACCAUCGUCCAGUCCAUCCUCCAAGACAGCUCGUUCUGAAAUUGCAACGGUCAUUCUUGUGCGUGUGCGGCGCACAAAGCUUGCUGUUGACCUCGGCCACUCCAUCAGUAACAUCCACUUGGACCUUACCAACACGACCUUCCGGACAAGGCUAACCAGUGCCGUGGCAGAGAUAUCACUGCAUAUCUCAGAAGUUUCUAUAACUCCAAAUGGUAACAUUUCUGGCAUUGCUCUUGUUCCCGACUUUGUGUUCCAAACGGUACGAAGGCGCGAGGUUCUGGAUGACGCGAAUCUUGCUGGCGAGAAUCGGAUGCUGGAGCUUGUCCUGACUAGUGGACCUUUCACUUUGGCACUGGAAUCUGAACAUCAGAAGUUAUUGCAAUACCGUGCCGAACCCAUCAAGGUCCUCGUAUACGAUGAUUGGUCGCUCAUCUCGUCGCGUCGACCUCAGCGCGACAGGCGCUUGCGACUAUCAUUCCUAGUCGUCGGAAGUGAAGUUGUGGCAACGGCUACUGUCAGCACAGUGCCUAAGCUCUUUUCCUAUGUCGAAAAAUUCAAGGCGAACGUUGCUGCCCAGCGAGAAGGCGCUAGCCGCGAAUCCCAAGCGUUCCGCGUAGCGCGUCAGCCCAAGCCCGACAACCCUCUGUCUGCUGUCGCCAACGCCAUACUGCAAAAUGCCCGCAACCGAUUCAAGGAAGCGGAGAGGGCAAUAUCGUACGAAGUCGUACAGGAACUAAGCCUGCAAUUGGGAACCCUACGUCUCAAUCUCUUCCCGAGGACGAUGGGGGAUACGGACAUGGCUCAAUUCACCGGGCGGGAGGUACAGGCACGCUUGGAACGCAUAGUCAGAGCAGAUGGCAAGCUGGCCGCUCGUGAUCUGCGCCUCGCCUUCUCGUCCAUGGCGAUCUCUCGAUUCAGCAGUCUUAAUCACGCAAUGGCCGCUCGCAAAGCGCCUACGAACGACCUCGAAUGGAUGCAGCUCAUUACCCAGCGGGCUCCUGAGGCAACUAUCUUCGCUUUGCCUGCAAUGCGGAUCAAGAUGACUAGCGAAGAGGAACUAGAAGGGAAGCGCAUCGUCCUGAUCUACGACUUCUACAGUCGCUUUCUCAGAGGAGCAACAAGAGGAUCAGGAGACGACAUAUACAUAUCCUUGAACGUCUCGCUUUACUCCUGGCUCACGGUGCUCCGGAAGAACUUCACUCGCGAAAUGGACGACGCGCUCAAGGUGAAGCAAACGGGCUCAAGUCCCGCCAUGCCUGCGCCGGUUCAGCGCAAAUUCCCCGAGCCAAUUCCCAUGGGCAGAACCCGGCAGACCCUUGAGUCGCAGCCCUCACCGGAUGCGCUCAGCCCUCUCCUGCCGGCAUUCAACCUGAAUCAAGGUUCGAAGCAGCGAGCGCAGGAUCCGUCUCCGCCCGGCUCGCCCACGGUAGCAGCCAUGUCUGGUAGUGAUGACGGUUCGCCGACCCAAGCAAGCGUUACCCUCACCGCUGCCCCCGCGGAGGAGGCAGCAUCUGGGAGCAGUCGGAACGUAAUUUACCGCCCCCGCCAUAGACAGAUCGAGCGCCUUACUAUGCGUCAGCUCGGCGAGGCGACGCCCGACGUCAUGCAUCCCUUCUUCAUGAAGAAGGCCGGCUUCAAUCUCGAAGAAUCGCUGCCACAAUAUGUUCAUGAGUACGCCACGAUUCCGAUGGAGGAAAUCAUGGAAGCGCUGUUGGAGUUAUAUGGUCGGCAACUGGGCAAGGCUGGGCGCACGGCAGGAUCUACGCAUAAAAUGGACACAUUGGCGCCCGGAAACACGGGAUAA
This is a messenger RNA of Punctularia strigosozonata HHB-11173 SS5, 9933 nucleotides long. RefSeq lists its product as uncharacterized. NCBI's taxonomy places the organism in Eukaryota, Fungi, Basidiomycota, Agaricomycetes, Corticiales, Punctulariaceae. The record is from RefSeq and is a predicted model, not a curated record. Gene Ontology annotation, cellular component: membrane. The transcript has 23 exons. The coding region runs from base 1 to 9933 and encodes 3310 amino acids. Gene Ontology annotation, biological process: fermentation.